Molecule: messenger RNA, 2404 nt
Organism: Anopheles coustani
Lineage: Eukaryota; Metazoa; Arthropoda; Insecta; Diptera; Culicidae
Product: hexosaminidase D
Exons: 3
Coding region: 1-2133 (710 amino acids)
Biological process (GO): carbohydrate metabolic process
Molecular function (GO): hexosaminidase activity
Source: RefSeq, a predicted model, not a curated record
AUGCAUUCCCGCGUGCUGAUGGUUUGCUGGCGGCGUAAACUGUUCUUUCUCGGCGCGUCGCUACUCUUCCUGCUGGCCCUCUGGUUCUGGGGCUUUCUCUACACGACCCACAUCACCGAGGAUGGUGGCAAGAUCGUGUCCGUGCGCGAGCUCAUGCUCGGCAGCGCGCACGGUCGCCACGAUGGCCUUCUGCAUCGGUUGGGAUUUUACGAGUCGGACAAUUCGGCGCCAUCCGACACGGCCCGGGGAAUCGGUGAGCCGCUGGGAGGAAAUCAUGCCUCCGGCUCGGGCAGUGGAGGUGUGAAGUUCGUCAAACCGACGUCGGGUGGAUCGAAUUUGGGAUCGAGCUUUUCCCUGCGAUCGGGAAAAGCUCGCCAUACCGACGAGUGGGAUUCGAUUAUGCAGGAGCAUGUGGACGAUGACAUGAAACCGCAACACCAUGCAGUUCACGCGGACGAAGGCGGCAAAGGACAGCGACACAUUACCGACGAGAUGCGGAUGGCCGCCGAACGUCAAAGUCACUACGAGCACGAGCUGAAGCGUAUGGGUGUACCGGUGAUAGCGGGACUGGGGCCCGGUGGUAGACCGCCGCCUGCCCAACGGUUGGUGCACUUCGAUCUUAAGGGAGCUCCACCGAAGAUGGCCUACUUGCGCCGUUUGCUACCCAUUCUAAAGACGCUCGGGGCCACCGGGAUCCUGCUCGAGUAUGAGGACAUGUUCCCCUACGGUGGUCAACUGGCACCGCUAGCAGCACGGAACGCGUACACACGUGACGAAAUCCUGGAGCUGCUAAAAGCGGCUUUCGCGCUCGGACUGAACGUCAUCCCACUGGUGCAAACGUUUGGCCAUCUGGAGUUUGCGUUGAAAUUGAAGGACUUUGCGCACUUGCGCGAGGUAGAAGACUCACCGCAGGCGCUCUGUCCGAGCUACAACGCGUCGUUGGUGUUCCUGGAGGCGCUGCUCGAGCAGGUCAUUGAGUACCACACGCCUGCUGCGAACGAAAACCUCCUACACAAGGAUGACAUUGGGCGGCUGACGCCAAAGCUGACCCACAUCCACAUCGGUUGCGACGAGGUGUACCACCUGGCCGAGUGUCCCCGCUGCCGGCACCGGCUUCGCGAUCAACUUUUCCUCGACCACGUGUACAACGUGGCUACACUCGUGCGGCGCCGCUGGCCCCAUCUGCAUCUCAUCAUCUGGGACGACAUGCUGCGGCACAUUAGCACCGAGGUGCUGCAAGCGUCCGGCAUUGGCCGGCUGGUCGACCCGAUGAUCUGGGUGUACACGGAGGACAUCUACAAGUUCGUACAGUCACCCACCUGGGAGAAGUACGCGUCCGUCUUCAGUACGGCGUGGGCAGCGUCCGCUUUUAAGGGUGCGCACGGUGAAGGCCUGCUAAUGCCCCCGGUUAGACGCCACCUGGAAAACACACUCCGGUGGCUCGCGGUGAUACAGGGCGAAGGCAAUCGGUUCACGAACGGCCUGCAGGGCCUCGCUCUGACGGGCUGGCAGCGGUACGAUCACUUUGCGGUCCUUUGUGAACUCCUGCCCACGGCACUGCCCAGCUUGGCCGUCUGCUUAUCGACGGCCGCUAAAGGCUACUUCGACGUAAGCGCCCGUACCAACCCGAUCCUCAGUAGCCUUACGUGUCCCGAGCCGACCGGUGAGCAUCACGCCUGGCUCGAGUUCCACAAGGACUCGCUCAUGGUUAGCUUCUCGCGCUGCAUGUUCCCCGGGAGCAUGAUCUACCGGUUCAUGCUCCGGCUCACAUCGGUAAUGGCCGAGGUGGACGAGUACAGUGACGGCAUCAAGCAGCGUCGAGGCUGGCUUACCGAUUACAACAUUAGACAUAACUUCAGUACCGGGGCGCGUGUAGACGAUUUGCUUAGCGACAACUAUCGACUGCUGAACUCGGUAUCCAACUUGGCACGCAACGCCGCGUCAACUUUGGCCGAGGCGUACGAUCAUUGGACAUACGGAGAAUUCAUCGAACAACGUAUAUUUCCCAUGAUGGAAGAACUGAAACGUCUGGAACGGGCGGGCGAUGGUCUAAAGAAGCGACGCGUUUGGCCACAGCGUCCCCUGCCAUACCUGAAGCCGUUCGAGGUGCUCGGUAUCGACGAGAAAACCUAGCUAGCCGAGUACGUUAAGAUACCCUUUCGCCAUUAGAGCCAACCAUCUUCGGCCCUUCCCCAUGACACUACGACCCGCCCUAACACAGGGGAGCCUGUCAUCUGUGUUACUUGGAUAUAUUAUUUUGAAACGAAUUUGAAAUAGAAUUUAUAGUGAUUAUUAAAGUGGAUCCCUGAUGGAUGGAACAGGAGGAGAUGUAGUUCGUUGGUGACGUCCCUUCCCAACGUCCAAAAGUCAUGUCAUAAACGUUUGACCAUUGUUUCUUAGCUAU